Messenger RNA from Mauremys reevesii (Reeves's turtle), 1990 nucleotides. It is a transcript of the gene CHMP4C, whose product is annotated as charged multivesicular body protein 4C. Lineage: Eukaryota; Metazoa; Chordata; Testudines; Geoemydidae. Gene Ontology annotation, cellular component: multivesicular body; cytoplasmic side of plasma membrane; ESCRT III complex. The transcript has 5 exons. Gene Ontology annotation, biological process: vesicle budding from membrane; late endosome to vacuole transport via multivesicular body sorting pathway. The record is from RefSeq and is a predicted model, not a curated record. The coding region runs from base 181 to 843 and encodes 220 amino acids.
UGGCCCAGGUGUGGGGCGCGUCACCUGGCCCCGCCGCCUCCCUGCCCGGCAGCUUCCGCCUCCUCCCAGCGCUGCUCAGGUCGGUCAGUCGGGAAAUGCCCGGGCCGCUGGCGGCUCGCUGAGCGACCCCAGGGGCUGCAGCGCCGAGCCCGGACCGCCACUGCCCCCGCCGGCGCAGCCAUGAGUAAGGUCGGCAAGUUGUUCAAGGUCGGCGGCCCCGGGCGCUCCAAGGGGCGCGCGGGCCCCACGCCCCAGGAGGCCUUGGCCCGGCUGCGGGAGACCGAGGAGAUGCUCACCAAGAAGCAGGAGUAUCUGGAGACCAGGAUCCAGAGGGAGCUGGCCGCGGCCAAGCAGCACGGCACCAGGAACAAGCGAGCUGCAUUACAAGCCCUGAAGAGAAAAAAGAGGUACGAGAAACAGUUGAGCCAAAUUGAUGGGACGCUUUCCACCAUUGAGUUCCAGCGGGAAGCAUUGGAAAAUUCCCACACCAACACAGAAGUGUUCAAGAAUAUGGGCUAUGCUGCACAAGCGAUGAAAAAAGUGCAUGAAAAUAUGGACCUAGACAAAAUUGAUUCUUUGAUGGACGAUAUCACUGAACAGCAAGCAGUUGCCCAGGAGAUCUCAGAAGCUAUUUCAAACCGAGUUGGGUUUGGUGAUGAGUUUGAUGAGGAUGAAUUGAUGGCAGAAUUGGAGGAAAUGGAGCAAGAAGAACUGAAUAAGAAAAUGACGGAUGUUAGAUUGCCAAGUGUCCCAUCCACAUCGCUGCCUUCCCGCCCUGCAUCCUCCAGGAAGAAAGUGGAAGAUGAAGAUGAUAUGAGGCAGCUGGCGGCUUGGGCGUCGUAACAUCAGACUGCAGUGUUUAGAACAACAGGUUUCUUACGAUACAGGUGUAAAGGGUUGCAAUAACGUUUUAUAUGCUUAAUAAGUCAGACCCAAUUUGAUCACUUGUUUUACUUUGGUAGGGCCAAAUGAUCUUAAAAAAAAUUAUUUAACUUCGAUACUAUUUUUAAAUGUUUGGUUUUUUAAAGAGAGAUUUUCAGGACUUGGCCAGUCUUGUAUCAUUUUUACAGUGAAGAAUCCAGAUGGAAUUUUUAUUAAAAAGAGCUUUUACUGGGUGGAGCCUUACUACAGAGUAUUUUUGUGAGACGCUGAGGCCCCUAUGUACACACAUGACCAAAUUCACUGCUGGAGUGAAUGUUUGAAACAUAGUAAAGUCAUAAGGGCUUACAAGCAGUGGUCAGUUUGGCUCAGAGUAUUUGAAAGCUAGUGGAACAGCUUCCAUAAGCUGCUCCGAGCACAUGGACCUAAUGGGGCUGCAUAUGGGCACAGAGAUCACCCACCCAGAGCAUCUUGCAGUAUCAGGGUCCCAAAUCAUAAGCUCCUUGGGGCAGAAUCUUCUAUGAAAGGCUUUGGGUUUUUUGGGUUUUUUUUCCCCCUGUAAAUCACCAUAUACACCUAUAUAAUUAGUUAUAAUCAAGGUUUAAAAUCAGUUCAGGCUCAUUCAGUGAAAAUGGUUUGGCUCUCAAGUGUGACUAGGCGAAAACCAGAGUGUAGAAUUAGUUUUAAUCUAGGUCCCUGCUGGUUUAAAACUGAUUCAGCUAAAAGACCGAGAGGAGAUGUGGCCUAACUACUGCUUAUAUGCCUCCCAACUUAACUUUUCCAGGAUGAGUCUUACCUUCAUAUUACAGAUUGUUAAAAGUUGUCAUAAUGGAACUUGUAAUGCUGUGAUUUCAAAGUAACAGUGGUUUCCAAGCAUUCAGUUCCUGUACUGAGACUUGAAUGUAAAUUGUAUCGAAGUGUUAAUAUUUGAAAUUUCUUUUAACUUCUUUCUUUCAUUGCUUUGAAUGUGAGUGAUUUAUAUGUGAUGUUCAUGUACAGUGUUGCACAACUGAUUAUUUUUAGUCUAAAGGGACGAAUGUUAUUUUGAGUGCUGAAGUUCUGUGUAUGCAGAGAAAUCAGAACAAGCAAAAUUAAACAUUUUUCUGUCAAA